Perkinsus marinus ATCC 50983 is the source of this 282-nucleotide messenger RNA. RefSeq lists its product as hypothetical. The record is from RefSeq and is a predicted model, not a curated record. The transcript is spliced from 2 exons. NCBI's taxonomy places the organism in Eukaryota, Perkinsozoa, Perkinsida, Perkinsidae. The coding region runs from base 1 to 282 and encodes 93 amino acids.
AUGGCGAACAGUGUUGCUUCCCGAGCGGUGUUGGCUGCCAAGAACACAGUGAUGGUUCGUGAGAGUAUCGAUAAGAAGGAGGACGAAGCCGUGAAGUAUUGGAGUGAACGCAAGGAGAGCAUCGAGAAGGAGAUAGGUGACCUAAGCCGUCAAGCAGAUGAGUAUAGAAGAAUGUUGGAUGAGAUUGACAAGAAAAUCAGCCGCGGAAUCGGACAGGGUUCCCAGGAGGCUGUUGUGGGAGAGAAACUCAACGUAGUAAUGAAUGCUACGGACGAGUUGUAG